CUCCAUCGCCUACGUAACUCAUCCUCUCUUCCGCUACCUCCUGACCCCAACUUCUUCCCCUUUAUCGGAACCAUCUGGUGGCUCCGACAAGGCUUAGGUGGUCUCAACACCUACCUCCGCUCCGUCCACCACCGUCUCGGCCCAAUCAUCACCCUCCGCAUCACUUCCCGUCCGGCCAUAUUCGUCGCCGAUCGUUCCCUCGCUCACCAAGCUCUCGUGUUAAACGGCGCCGUUUUCGCGGAUCGUCCACCUGCGGCUCCCAUCAGCAAAAUCGUGUCCAGCAAUCAGCACAACAUCAGCUCCGGGUCUUACGGGGCCACGUGGCGUCUUCUUCGAAGAAACCUGACUUCGGAGAUUCUCCACCCUUCCCGCGUGAGGUCUUACUCCCACGCUCGCCGUUGGGUUCUCGAUAUCCUCUUCGAUCGGUUUCGCAGGCAUGAUGGAAGCGAAGAAGAAGCCAUCGUUGUUGUCGAUCAUCUUCACUAUGCGAUGUUCGCGCUUCUGGUUCUUAUGUGUUUUGGAGAUAAGCUUGAUGAGAAGCAGAUCAAAGAGGUGGAGUUUGUUCAGAGGAGACAGCUUCUUAGCUUUUCGAGGUUCAAUAUCCUUAACCUCUGGCCUAAGCUAACCAGAUUGAUAUUCCGAAGUCGAUGGGAAGAGUUUCACCAGAUGCGGAGAGAGCAAGGAGAUGUUCUGCUUCCUCUGAUUCGUGCUCGUAGAAAGAUCGUUGAAUCGAGGAUGAAGAAUCACAAAGACUACGUGCAAUCGUAUGUGGAUACUCUGCUGGAUCUUGAGCUUCCGGAAGAGAAGAGAAAGCUAAACGAAGAAGAAAUCGUGAGCUUAUGCUCCGAGUUUCUCAACGGUGGGACCGACACGACAGCUACGGCGUUGCAGUGGAUCAUGGCGAAUUUGGUGAAAAAGCCGGAAAUCCAAGAGAGACUAUACGAGGAGAUCAAAAGCGUUGUUGCCGGAGAUGAAGCAAGGGAGAUUGAGGAAGAAGAGGCACACAAGAUGCCCUACCUCAAGGCCGUGGUGUUGGAGGGUCUCCGGAGGCAUCCUCCUGGACAUUUCGUGCUACCCCACAGCGUCACUGAGGACACUGUCCUGGGAGGGUACAAGGUACCCAAGAGAGGGACUGUUAACUUCAUGGUGGCAGAGAUUGGUAGAGAUCCGGCGGUUUGGGAUGACCCAAUGGAGUUUAAGCCUGAGAGGUUCAUCGGAGAAGAAGAACCGGUUGAUAUAACCGGAAGUCGGGGGAUAAAGAUGAUGCCGUUUGGAGCGGGGAGGAGAAUCUGUCCAGGGAUAGGGCUGGCUAUGCUGCACUUGGAGUACUAUGUGGCCAAUAUGGUGAAGGAGUUUGAGUGGAAGGAAGUCAAAGGUUAUGAAGUUGACUUGACCGAGAAGCUCGAGUUCACUGUCGUUAUGAAGCAUCCGCUUAAGGCUCGUGCUGUGCCCAGGAGAAGUUAAUCGUGUUCGAUUCUCUUCUUUGGUUUAGUUUAAUCUUCUCAAGAUAUGAUCAUAUGACGCAAUGUGUACUUUGUUUGCUGGAGUAGAUGAUAAAAAAUAAAAGUUUUAUUUUCCUCUGCCCAUAUGUAACGUAAAAGGUCACUGCAACUAAUUCCUGCAGUGUUUUGUUUGUAUGGUGGGUCUAGAAUAGUGGGAUUGUUAAGCGAA
Brassica oleracea var. oleracea is the source of this 1671-nucleotide messenger RNA. Its product is annotated as cytochrome P450 89A2-like. Gene Ontology annotation, cellular component: membrane. Gene Ontology annotation, molecular function: iron ion binding; heme binding; oxidoreductase activity, acting on paired donors, with incorporation or reduction of molecular oxygen, NAD(P)H as one donor, and incorporation of one atom of oxygen. NCBI's taxonomy places the organism in Eukaryota, Viridiplantae, Streptophyta, Magnoliopsida, Brassicales, Brassicaceae. The record is from RefSeq and is a predicted model, not a curated record.